AUGGAGUUUUUACGAAGUCUUCCAUUCUCAUCGAUUGCUGGUGCUCUUGAGUAUCAAGCUCAAGCACGGCCUGAGAAAACUGCUAUACUCUAUCCUGAUCCGAGUAAAAAUUCAAGAGAAUAUGCAUCUCUCACGUAUAGACAAUACAAUAAUGUGGUCAAUGAUCUAGCUGAUAAAAUUUCAAAAUAUUUGCCAUUUCCAUCAUCGGAUGAAUCAGUUACAUGUGGUCUUCUAGCAGUUGGUGGUAUAGAAUAUCUAGUAUCACAAUAUGCAUUAUUGAAAGUUCCCAAUGCUAUUAUGUUUCCAAUAUCGGCUAGAAAUUCUCAAGCAGCCGUAGAACAUCUACUGAGACAGAGUAAAACAGUUCUUUUAAUAACUACACUUGUAUAUUUACCAAUGGUGAAAAUAAUUCAAGAAAAAGAAGAAUUUCAAUUAUUAAAAGUUAUAGUUUGGGAACAGGAUGAAUUUAAAAUUGAAGAAUUCAUAAAAAAUAAAGAUGUCGAACAUCCUCUGAUAUCUGAUGGCAUCGUAUCAAGCAAAAGCAAAGAUGAAAUACUUAAUGAAGUAGUCGUCAUUCUUCAUAGUUCUGGAAGUACAGCUUAUCCGAAACCUAUUCGCAUAACAAAUCGUUAUUUUCUAAUUAGUUUAGCUUUAUAUUUAGCGCUCGAAAAACAUUUUUGGGCAGAAGACGAUGUCGCAUUGGUAUGGGGAGCACUGUUUCACUUAAUGGCAUUUAAUAUGACAGUACGUGCUCUUCUAGUAGGAUGUACAUAUGCGCUACCACUCUGUGUUACAUUCCCACCAAAACCAGAUGAAUUAUUACGAAAUAUACAAGUUAAAAAUAACAUAACGGUAUUAGUUACAGUACCAAGUUUGCUUGAGCAUCUUAUACGAGAAUUACUUUCAGAAGACAAUAGUCAUAUUGGCUUAAAACCACUUGCGAAACUAAAAUUUGUUAUGUAUGCUGGGGCUGGUUGUCCCGAAGCAUUGUGUAGGACGUUAGUUGAUAGCGGAGUUGUAUUGGUCAGUGUUUAUGGUGCGACCGAAACCGGCAUUAUUCUUAUAAAAAAGUAUCGACCGUACGAUAAGAAAUGGAAAUUCAUGGAAAUCCCGGAUGUUCGAAAACCAUUUCUUCGCAUUGAAACACCACCAAAUGCACAAAAUCCAAAUGAAAAAAUUAUCCUUCAUUUACCAAAUGAUCCAUUCCUAGCAGAAAAUAUUUCGAACUCUCUCGAUGAUUGUUAUACUGUUGGUGAUAUACUACUUGAAGAUCCACCUAAUUCUGGUCAAUAUUUCAUCUUAGGACGUCAAGAUGAUACUUUAGUUCAUGUCAAUGGCGAAAAAACAAAUCCAAUUCCAAUGGAAGAUAUUAUCCGUCAUUCACCUCUUGUUCAACAAGUUGUGAUUGUUGGUCAUAAUCAAUUUUGCACAGUUGCAUUGAUUCAACUGAAUAUUGGUGAAGCAUCGAAUUAUGAUUUUCAAGAAAUCGAAGAAAAAAUAUGGGCAGUUGUCGAACGAGCCAAUACAGAGGCGCCAUCUCAUUCGCGUCUUGUUCGGCAACUUGUUAAAAUUUUACCAAUGAAUAAAACUUUAUCUGUGACAGAAAAGGGUAAUUUGAUGCGACAAAAAAUUAAUCAAGAAUAUGCAACAUUAAUUAGUACUAUCUAUGAUAAAUUUUUGAAUCAACAAUAUCAAGUACAGCAAAAACAUGGCACUACUCAGGAAAAAGAACAAAGAAAAUGGACAGAAGAAAAAAUAAAAAAAUAUCUUGAAGAAAAAUUGAAAUUACUUGAUGAAAAAAUCAAUGAUUUCUCACGGUCGAUCUUUGAUUUUGGUGUUAAUUCUUUGCAAGUUGUAGAAUUAAGAAAUUUAAUUUGUCAAGAUAUUUGUGAAGUACCAAAAAAUUUCCUCUACGAAAAUUCUUCCAUUGAACACAUGGCUUCUAAAUUGUUCGAGUAUGUUCAAGCUGAGAAUGUUGAAAAUCAACAAGCCGAUCCGUAUCACUAUAAAUUAACUGAACAAAUUAUUGAUAAAUAUAUUGAUAUGAUGAAAUCAGAGAAAAUUACAUCACAUAAAGAAAAACCAAAUGAAACAACUCAACGUGUUUUUCUUGUCACAGGCUCAAAUGGAUCUUUGGGAAGUUUUAUUAUUCGAGAUUUACUUCAACAAUCAGAAUCGGCGGUUAAACGUGUCUAUUGUCUUCUACGUGGUUCAAAUACAAAGGAACGUAUAUUUCAAUCUUUUGAACAACGACAACUAGAUACUUCUCUCUUGACAAAAGCAUGCGAACAACGAUUGGUAAUUUUAUCACCAUCAAUGGAUUUAAGUGAAGAACAUUUAGGUCAAACAGAUUCCAUUUAUCAAGAAUUACAAAACGAAGUAACCGAUAUAAUUCAUACAGCAUGGAAAAUGAAUUUCAAUCAAACUGUCAAAGAUUUUGAAUAUGAUUCUAUUUUCGGCGUUUAUAAUCUUUUAAAACUGGCAGCUUCGAAUCAUAUGCAAUUUCAUUUUAUUUCUAGUAUAGCAUCGGCUGCUUCUGGCUUAUUGAGUUCUAUUAGAGAAGAACCAUUACCUAGAAAGUCAGAAAUUGCACUGCCACAAGGAUAUGGACAAAGUAAAUAUGCUAGUGAACAUUUAUGUUGGGCAGCAAUGAAUUUAUGGAAUGUUCCAGUUAAUGUUUAUCGUGUUGGUCAAGUUAGUGGUGAUACACAAAAUGGUGUAUGGAAUACAACAGAAAUGGCUGCUAUGAUGAUUUAUGCUGGUGCUGGACAAUUGAAGCAAAUGCCAAAUAUUGGACACGAUAUUAAUUGGAUACCUGUUGAUGUUUGUAGUGCUUCUUUAGUUGAUUUGGCGUUAAAAUCAUCAUUUGACCUAUCAACACGGGCUGAUCAACGUGUCUAUCACCUUCUUAAUCCACGUGUUAUGUCAUACGAAAAUUAUUUGAGUUUUCUUCAAGCAGCUGGCUUAGAUUUUCAUCCUGUCUCUCCAAAAGAAUUCAUGGACACAAUCUUAACAGCAAAAGACUUAAGCAAUCCACUUAUUAAAUUAUCUUCAUUUUUAGAUCAAAUCUUCAGUAAGAAAGAUACAUCCAAGUCAUACAAAUAUGAAACUGUAAAAACAGUUGAAAGAUGUGAAAUUUUAAAAAAUUGUCCAACAAUCGAUGCAAAUUUAAUUAAAUUGUAUUUGAAUCAUUGGAAAAAAUGUCAAGUGUUAAAAGAUUGA
Rotaria socialis is the source of this 3222-nucleotide messenger RNA. NCBI's taxonomy places the organism in Eukaryota, Metazoa, Rotifera, Eurotatoria, Philodinida, Philodinidae. The record is from the annotation of a GenBank genome assembly.